UCGGCGUUCACUUCCGGGUCUUGGGCUCUGGCCCCGGAUGCAGAGGAUUCUGGGAGCCCGAGAGUCGAUGGAAAUGUCUGUGUGAUCUUCGGAGGCUGCAGAGUCGGAGGGACGAGAGCAGCAUAAAAGAUGACAACAGCAGCUCGGCCAACUUUUGAACCUGCGAGAGGCGGGAGAGGAAAAGGAGAAGGUGAUUUGAGCCAACUCUCAAAGCAGUAUUCAAGUAGAGACCUACCCUCUCAUACAAAGAUAAAAUACAGACAGACCACUCAGGAUGCCCCUGAAGAGGUUCGGAACCGUGACUUCAGAAGAGAAUUAGAAGAGAGAGAGAGAGUUGCUGCGAGAGAAAAGAAUAGAGAUCGUCCAACUCGAGAACAUACAACCUCCUCUUCAGUGUCAAAGAAGCCUUGGCUAGACCAGAUUCCUGCUGCCAACCUCGAUGCAGAUGAUCCUCUAACAGAUGAGGAAGAUGAAGAUGAAGAUUUUGAAGAGGAGAGUGAUGAUGAUGAUACUGCAGCUCUUCUUGCAGAACUAGAAAAAAUUAAAAAAGAAAGAGCUGAAGAGCAAGCCAGGAAGGAACAAGAACAAAAAGCUGAAGAAGAAAGGAUUCGUAUGGAAAACAUUCUGAGUGGAAACCCUCUCCUUAAUCUCACCGGCCCAUCCCAGCCUCAGGCCAACUUCAAAGUUAAAAGAAGAUGGGAUGAUGAUGUUGUUUUCAAGAACUGUGCAAAAGGUGUGGAUGACCAGAAGAAAGACAAAAGAUUUGUUAACGAUACGCUGCGAUCUGAAUUUCACAAAAAGUUCAUGGAGAAAUAUAUUAAAUAGUACAGUUUUAUGUGCUUUAUUAAAGACUGUAAAAUGUAAAUGAUCAUUCUGACUUUACUUGGUUAGUUUGUUGUUGUUUUUUUCCUUUUCCCCCACAUUUAAAUUGUGAAUAGGCUUUCCUAAUUUUAAGUUCCAAAAUAUCUUUUCCUUGACUGAUACCUUAUUUGAUAAGUAAGAACUUGGGAAUUGUCUUAAACCAGUUUCAAGUCUCUGAAUGUUUUCAGUCAGGUUUUCUUUUUAAGAUUCAAAAGGUAAUCUGCUUAUAAUGUUUUUAAUAAUUCAAAUAACCAAAUUCAUGUCCCCCAACUUUUUUGUUGAAAUGUAUGCAGCUUAUGAAACAUUGCAUAUUUUCUUUUGUGUAUUGUAUUUCUUUGUACAUUAAAUUUCUCCUCAUUUCUCUAACAUGGAUUUAAGGGCAGUUAAUUCAUGGUAUCUAACUGUGUUUUUUUGAAAAGUAUAAUGAAAGAUUAAAGGGAUUCCAUCGAGGCCCAUAUGAUGCAAUGGAAAUGUGUCAUCAGCCAGGAAGCACCCUGAUUUGUGUGAGGGAGCACGGGGUAUCUUCCUUUCCCAGAGGCCCCUGGCCCAAGGUGAGAGCUCCUGAAGCUGCUGAGGAAGCAUGUGGCAUAACCUUGUUCUCCUGGAUACUCAGCUGCCAUGUUUCUGUCAAAUGGGAUAGAGUCUGCACACCACCACACAUUAGAUGCAAAGCCUAGGGAAAUUUUAACAUCAAACGAUACAUGAAAUAAAACUUUUGGAACCUGG
Myotis brandtii (Brandt's bat) is the source of this 1587-nucleotide messenger RNA. RefSeq names its product CWC15 spliceosome-associated protein (gene CWC15). Bases 130 to 825 code for a protein of 231 amino acids. The record is from RefSeq and is a predicted model, not a curated record. The transcript has 7 exons. NCBI's taxonomy places the organism in Eukaryota, Metazoa, Chordata, Mammalia, Chiroptera, Vespertilionidae. Gene Ontology annotation, molecular function: RNA binding. Gene Ontology annotation, cellular component: catalytic step 2 spliceosome. Gene Ontology annotation, biological process: mRNA cis splicing, via spliceosome.